This is a messenger RNA of Homarus americanus (American lobster), 1845 nucleotides long. RefSeq names its product proline-rich extensin-like protein EPR1. NCBI's taxonomy places the organism in Eukaryota, Metazoa, Arthropoda, Malacostraca, Decapoda, Nephropidae. The transcript is spliced from 2 exons. Bases 1 to 1845 code for a protein of 614 amino acids. The record is from RefSeq and is a predicted model, not a curated record.
AUGACCAUCACUCGUGUCCAGGAUUUUGAUAGAUUGCAUAAUAGGUGGAGGUCCAGCUAUGAGGAGCAGCUGAGAGGUCGUGUUCCAGGUACAUUAUCUGAGCACCCUCAAGAGCUCCCAUUACACUCAUCACCCUCAAGAGCUCCUGAUUACACCUCAUCACCCUCAAGAGCUCCUGAUUACACUCCUCAUCACCCUCAAGAGCUCCCAUUACACUCAUCACCUCAAGAGCUCCAUUACACUCCAUCACCCUCAAGAGCUCCCAUUACACUCCAGCACCCUCAAGAGCUCCCAUUACACUCAGCACCCUCAAGAGCUCCCAUUACACUCAAUACCCCUCAAGAGCUCCCCGAUUACACUCUCAUCACCUCAAGAGCUCCUGAUUACACUCUCAUCACCUCAAGAGCUCCCAUUACACUCAUCACCCCUCAAGAGCUCCCAUACACCCAUCACCCUCAAGAGCUCCCACACACCUCAUCACCCUCAAGAGCUCCCACACUCAGCACCCUCAAGAGCCUUCCCCAUUACACCCAUCACCCCUCAAGAGCCCUGAUUACACUCAUCACCUCAAGAGCUCCCCAUUACACUCAGCACCCUCAAGAGCUUCCCACACACCUCAGCACCCUCAAGAGCUCCCCAUUACACUCAGCACCCCUCAAGAGCUCCCAUUACACUCAGCACCCUCAAGAGCUCCCCAUUACACUCAGCACCCCUCACACUCCCACACUCAGCAUCAAGAGCUCCCCACACUGCACUCAAGAGCCCCCACACUCAGCACCCCUCAAGAACUCCCCCAUUACACUCAGCACCCCUCAAGAGCCCCAUUACACUCAGCACCCUCAGAGCUCCCCAUUACACUCAGCACCCUCAAGAGCUCCCCAUUACACUCAAGAACCUCUCCUCAUACACUCAGCACCCUCAAGAAGUCCCAUUACACUCUCAGGCACCCCUAAGAAGUCCCCAUUACACUCAGCACCCUCAAGAGCUCCCCACAUACCUAGCACCCUAGUCCCCAUUACACUCAGCACCCUCAAGAGCUCCCCAUUACACUCAGCACCCCUCAAGAGCUCCCCAUUACACUCAGCACCCUCAAGAGUUCCCCAUUACACUCAGCCAUUACACUCAGCACCCCCAAGAGCUCCCCAUUACACUCAGCACCCCACAAGAUCUCCCCCCCAUACCAGCACCCUCAAGAGCUCCCCCACUAUACUCAGCACCCCUCAAGAGCCUCCCAUUACACUCAGCACCCUCAAGAGCUCCCCUUACACUCAGCCAUUACACCCAGCACCCCUCAAGAGCUCACACACUCAGCCAUUACACUCAGCACCCUCAAGAGCUCCCCACACCUGCCACACCUCAGCACCCCUCAAGAGCUCCCCAUUACACUCAGCCAUUACACUCAGCACCCUCAAGAGCCCCAUUACACUCCAGCCACACACUCAGCACCCCAGAGCUCCCCCAUUACACUCAGCACCCCUCAAGAGCUCCCCAUUACACUCAGCCAUUACACCAGCACCUCAAGAGCUCCCCCAUUACACUCAGCACCCUCAAGAGCUCCUACACACACCAGCCAUUACACUCAGCACCCCUCAAGAGCUCCCCCAUUACACUCAGCCAUUACACUCAGCACCCCUCAAGAGCUCCCCAUUACACUCAGCCAUUACACUCAGCACCCUCAAGAGCUCCCCAUUACACUCCAGCCAUUACACUCAGCACCCUCAAGAGCUCCCCAUUACAGUCAGCCACACUCGGCACCCCUCAAGAGCCCCCAUUACAUCAGCCACACACUCAGCACCCCUCAAGAGCUCCCCAUUACACUCAGUAGCCAUUACACUCAGCACUUGA